Messenger RNA from Anisakis simplex (herring worm), 621 nucleotides. The record is from the annotation of a GenBank genome assembly. NCBI's taxonomy places the organism in Eukaryota, Metazoa, Nematoda, Chromadorea, Rhabditida, Anisakidae.
AUGCCAGAACCAGUAAGUGCCUCUGGUGGUGGGGCGGCUGAUUUCGAGUGGACGAAUAGACUCGAAGAAGAACGCAUGAGAACGCAAGAACUUCGUAUCAAAAAUGAACAGCUGACAGUCGAGAUUCAACGACUGCAUCAGCAAAUGGAGUAUGCACAACAAGAAUACGAACGUGCCUUUCAACUUCGAGAGCAAAUGCGCGAGAAAGGAAUGGCUGAGUUUUUGGCCGAUCAACGUAAGAAGAUGAAUGAUCUGUUGGCUGAGNCCGACUACAAAGAUUUGACAGAACGUGAGCUUGAGAACCAGCGUAAUGAAUUCGCAAAAAUUUCACGAGGAGUCGGCGGUUUCAGUCGACAUGUGACCACGGUCACCUCACAUGAGGGAAGUGAUACGGUAAUAAACCAAGAUGUCGAAUUAAUGGAAGCCGUGAGAAGACUUCGUGAGCAACAAACCGAACCCAAGGGAGCAUCCGCUGAAGACUAUGAUACCCUGAUGAAGAAAUAUGAAGAGGCCAUCGAAAGAAUCCUUGAACUGGAAUCUCGCGGCGAAGCGGUCUCAGGAAAGGGUGGUGCACUUGAGACUGAACUGAAACGACUCAAAGAAAAAUACUCCGAAUGUCAG